AUGAUGAACAUGCUAAAGUCAGGGAUUAGCACCUCACAGAUAUUUAGUCUUCUAGCUAGUCAAGUAGGCGGGUACGAAUUUGUUGGCUAUGGUCCCAGAGAUAUGUACAAUGAGAUUGCUCGGCAAAGGCGUCAAAUUCCUGGUGAUGCAGCACGAGUGUUGAAGAAGUUGGAGGAUAUGCGGUUGAAGGAUCCACAAUUAUAUUUCAAGGCAUGUCACGAUUCAAGAGGUUUGUUACGUAAUUUGUUCUGGUCUGAUGGGAUUAGCCAACUAGACUACCGACUCUUCGCGGAUGUUAUUGCUUUUGAUGCUACGUACAAGAAGAACAAGUAUAGUUGUCCAUUAGUCAUAUUCAGCGGGGUUAACCACCAUAACCAAACAAUUGUUUUUGCUGCUGCGUUAAUUGCGGACGAAACUACUGAUACAUAUAUUUGGCUCCUGCGUCAGCUCAUGUUUGCAAUGAGGGGCAAGGCCCCUACCUCAAUCAUAACUGAUGGGGCCAUGGCGAUUAGGAAUGCAGUGAGAGAUGUAUUUUCUGAAGUCAGACAUAGUUUAUGCGCUUGGCACCUUAUUCGAAAUGCAACUAGCAAUGUUGGAAAUCCAUCGUUUACAUCUAAAUUCAGAAAAAUCAUGUUGGGAGACUACGAGAUUCCCGUGUUUAAGCGUAAGUGGGUUCAGCUUAUUGAAGAAUUUGGCAUUGAGGAUAAGCCGUGGGUGAUCAACAUGUACGAAGAGAAGCAUAUGUGGGCUACUGCAUAUCUAAGAGGAAAAUUCUUUGCUGGCUUUAGAACUACAUCAAGAUGUGAAGGUUUACACUCAGUUGUGGGAAGGUAUGUGGGGUCGCGGUAUGAUUUGACAAGUUUUGUAGAGCAUUUUCAAAGGUGUGUUGCACACAUGCGCUUUAAAGAAUUUAAUGCUGAUUAUGAAUCUACACGUGGGGUGCCCGUCAAGCAAACUUGUAUAGAGCUGCUAGAGAGAUAUGCUGCUGAGUUAUACACUCACGAGAUAUUUCUUUUCUUUCGGCCAUUUCUCUCUAGAGCUGGAUCAAUGUGGUUGCUAAACAUAGAUAAUACCGAUGAUUGCAUAAAGUACAUUGUGUGUAAGCAUGGGAGGCCCGAUUUAUUGUGGACCGUUGAUUUUCGUCAAGAAGAAAUGAUCUUCAUGUGUACCUGUUUAAGAAUGGAGUCAUUUGGUAUUCCUUGCGAACAUAUUGUGAAAGUUCUGGUUGACAGAGACAUCUGUGAGAUUCCCCGAUCAUUGGUAUUGGAUAGAUGGACAAAAAAGGUUAAAUCAGCACUCAAUGAUCCAAGUGGGUUCACCAGGGAUGCUGUUGUUAUUAGUCGUCAAAGUGCCUUGGUGAAAUUUUCUAAACAAUUGGCUGCUGUUGCUGCUAAAGUACCAGAGAGAUAUGAAGAGACACGUGACAUAAUUAUGGGAUUGUACUCAUCUUACAAGGCUGCAGACGAAGGCACUAAUCAACCUCAGUCAGGUGUAGCUAGAAUUAGCAAUCCGUAUGUGCAUCAAACCACUGGAGGCUCAGGACAACCAUCUAAGAAGAAGAAGCGGCAACGUUGUAGUGUUUGUCAAAUGGAAGGACAUAAGAAGACAACAUGUCCUUGGCAAAAGAACAUUAACAAAAACGUUAUAGAAAAUGAAGCUAACGGUUCGGACGAUGGCGACAUGUGUACCGAAGCGACGGCUGAUUUAGAUAGUGAUAAUUAG
This is a messenger RNA of Arachis ipaensis, 1722 nucleotides long. NCBI's taxonomy places the organism in Eukaryota, Viridiplantae, Streptophyta, Magnoliopsida, Fabales, Fabaceae. The record is from RefSeq and is a predicted model, not a curated record.